Hemibagrus wyckioides is the source of this 1686-nucleotide messenger RNA. RefSeq names its product interferon-induced protein with tetratricopeptide repeats 8 (gene ifit8). Gene Ontology annotation, biological process: defense response to virus. Gene Ontology annotation, molecular function: protein binding. The coding region runs from base 372 to 1670 and encodes 432 amino acids. The record is from RefSeq and is a predicted model, not a curated record. Lineage: Eukaryota; Metazoa; Chordata; Actinopteri; Siluriformes; Bagridae. Gene Ontology annotation, cellular component: cytosol. The transcript has 2 exons.
GAACUUGUCCUGUGUCAUUCAACAAAAUGUAUUUUUAAUUACCGUAAUAUAAAAAAAAACCAAGCAAGCAAACUAUUAACAAUAUAACUGAGUAGAUAUUUAGGUUGAAAACAAUAUUUCACGUCCACUUAAAAGUCUGUUUUUAAUUUUCCGUCAAUACUGUGUCCAGGAUUUAGGCUUAAUAUUUCUCCUUAAACGGCUAGUUUGCUCACAGCGCCAUGCGCUCGGUUUCGUUUAACAAGAUUUGCAGGAAUAGAAAGUGAAACAGAAGAGAGAUCCCCGGCUCUGUGCUUAUAACUGUUCGCGAGCAGAUUUCAGAUAUUAUAGGAGAAACCUUCAAACAUCCUGCAGAGCCGAGCAUCAGACAAAACAUGUUUGAGGAGGAACUAAAGAAACUGGAGUGCCACUUCACUUGGGAUUUACAGAAAGAGGAUGCUGAUCUUAAUUACCUGGAGAUCAAAUUCACUGAGAGUCUUUCAAACCAAACUGAUCAUGGAGGGAAUUUCAGACAGAGGAAGUUAAAUUUUUGUGCUUACAUUUAUCACUUGCAGGGCUUCAAUGACAAGGCGCAGGAGUGUUUAGAAAAAGCAAAGGAAGUGCAAAAUGAUCGUUCCUCCAAUAUAGUCACAUAUGGAAAUUUAGCCUGGUUACACCAUUACAUGGCUGAUGAUAGCAUGGUCGAAGUAUAUUUGGAGAAAUUGUCACAAAUCUCUAGAGCAUUUCCUGCUCCAGCAGAAGAGCUGCUUCGUGAAGUCCUGAGUGAAAAAGCAUGGUCUUUUAUCAGUUUUUCCAAAAAUCAUUAUAUCAAGGCAAAAGAGAUCUUUCAGGAGGCUCUACAGAAAGAACCAGAAGACAAGGAGUGGAACACUGGCUAUGCCUUCGCUCUGUUUCACCUGGAGGGCUUGGAGAUUAGGGAGGACAGGCGCAUACCUUUUGAAGAGUCACCAGCCGUGAGACAGCUAAAGAGAGCCUUAAAACUUGAUCCAGACAAUGUCAUGAUCCAUGUCUUCAUGGGCCUCAAGUGCUACAAGAAUAAGAGGAACGCAGAGGCAUGGGAGCACAUGAAGCACGCACUACACAUGGCUCCAUAUGACCUAAGUGUUGUCCUGAGUGUUGCUAAAUUCAUGAAGAAGGAGCAGUGCUAUGACAUGGCAAUUGGGGUGCUGAAGAAAAUGCUGGAGAAAGCGCCUGACUCUUCACGGUUGCAUCAUGAAAUCGCCAAUAAUUACCGCUGGAAAGCCAUGCAGAUUGGAGACAUGCACAACCCGAUGCUGCUAAGCUAUUGUAUACACCAUUUAGAAGAGGGAGCUCGCCUAAAUCCACAUUUUGUCUACCCACAGAUUGAGUUAGCGCUCAGGUAUGCUGAAGUUGGUAACUACGCUAAAGCAAAACAAAAGUUCCAAGAGUUGUUUGCACGCCCGAACCUGCAGCCGGCAGAUCUCCAGGCUUGGCAUCGCAUCUAUGGAGACUUCAAUAUGUAUCGUCUGGGCUCAGAGGCAACAGCAGUUAAGCAUUACAAAGAGGGCAUGGCAAUGCAAAAAGUAUCCACUGAAUGGAAGAUCUGCAAAAACAGACUCUACAAAGUCCUUCACAAUACUAGAAACGACGUGUACCAGAUUCGAGAGUUCAUGAAUUCUUUAAGAGAAAAUCCUGAGCGUAAUGAGAACUAGAUUUUCUUCUCCAAAA